This is a messenger RNA of Danio aesculapii, 1857 nucleotides long. It is a transcript of the gene slc16a5b, whose product is annotated as solute carrier family 16 member 5b. The record is from RefSeq and is a predicted model, not a curated record. Gene Ontology annotation, molecular function: monocarboxylic acid transmembrane transporter activity. NCBI's taxonomy places the organism in Eukaryota, Metazoa, Chordata, Actinopteri, Cypriniformes, Danionidae. Gene Ontology annotation, biological process: monocarboxylic acid transport; transmembrane transport.
AUGGUAGAGCUAUAUAUCACCGCUGGCAUUAUCACAGGAAUGGGAUUCUCUUUGUGUUUCCAGCCAUCGAUCACCAUGGUGGGCCACUACUUUGUGCGUCGCAGGGCGUUCGCCAAUGCCUUGUCUUCCACUGGUACCGCACUGGGUCUCAGCAUCCUACCAUUGCUGGCCAACUAUCUGCUCAGCAGCUUUGGUUGGCGGGGCAGUUUUCUGGUGCUCGGAGGAGUUCUGUUGAACUGCUGUGUUUGUGGGGCAGUGAUGCGCCCCCUUGCAGCCAAACCAAAAAAGGAAGCCAGAACCAAAGAGACGGACAAUCACCACCUCAAAACGAAUUGCCUUUCCGUUCAUCAGGGUCUAAAAGGUCGGCUGCGGGCAACUCUCUCCACCAUUAUGACUUUCCUACGCCGACACAUGGCUUUCGACCUGCUGUGCAGUAACCCAUACUUCUGUGCCUAUGCUCUUGGGGUGUCCUGGAUGAUGCUGGGUUUCGUGGUGCCUCUAGUUUAUCUGGUUCCUUAUGCCACUGCAUAUGGUAUGGAACAAGACCAAGCAGCUCUCCUGAUGGCCAUUCUGGGAUUGAUAAACAUCACAGUUCGACCCGCAACAGCACUUGUUUUUGGGCUCCCUCGUUUCAGAGGAAGCCAUAAAUUCGCCUACCUGUUUGCAAUAGCUGUGGUGAUCAAUGGGUUGAGCAACUGUGUCUGUGGGAUUGGGACAAAGUUUCCUAGUCUGCUGCUGGUGUAUGUUAUAUUGUUUGGGGUUUCCAUGAGCCUCGUUGGCUCUUUGUUGUUCACUGUACUGAUGGACACGGUGGAGAUGAGCCGCUUCCCAUCUGCGCUAGGCCUCAUCAGCAUUAUGGAGAGCAUCAUGCUACUGCUUGGACCACCAUUAGCAGGAAUCCUGGUGGACAGCACUGGCCAAUACAUCUAUGUGUUCUUCGCCUGCAGCAUAACAGGCUCCACGGCUGGUCUCUUCAUCAUGCCUUCCUUCUACUGGCUGGACAGACGAAGAAACAGAGAGCAGGUCAAGAGUUCCUCUGCUCAUCAAGACCCUCAUUCACUGAAGCCAAGCCUUAAAAUGACCGUAGACUGUGAAUACAGUCCAGUGCCUUUACACAGUAAGAACACCAGAGAUAUAGAGACUGAUGUAUGAUUGUCCUGCCAAAACACAACCUGAUGUAACUAUUUCAUUCAUUUUUUGUCUUUCCCCAUCCUCUUCUUACUGGUGAUGAGUCAAAUUUAGAUUACAUAGGGUACACGAAGUAGAGGUGUGCGAUAUUUAACAUCUACAGUAAUUUCAAUAAGUCCCCCCACUCAAAAGCCAAUUGGGUUCGAGUAUCAGCUCCACAGGGAGCAGUAUUAGGAUCUCUUUAGUUUUCAGCGGCUUUGAGAAAUGUUAAAAGAUUUUGGGUCGAUUCUGUAUAUGUUACCAAACAUUAAAACAGUGUGGGGUGCUUUAUCCUGAGAGGACCAUUUAAUUCUAUUCGCCAAAAUUCAAAUGAGACUAUUUAAUAUCUUAAUCAGGGGUGCUCAACACUGUAACAGGAGAUUCCUCAACAUAGACUCAUUGUGAAAACAUAGCCCUUUAUUUCUGGAGGUGGCAAAUUAUGUAGCCAGAAGUACGUGUGGCUGCAUUUUGUCUUUAAAACGUAUGCUACAGGGUGGUAUGAUGCCGUUCCUUUUUGCACUUACCAGCUGACCGCUUACCUCUGUAUGAACGGCUUUCCCUGCUGUUACCAGUUUGUCCAGUUAGCUCGCCAUGUACAUCAGUGGACUUGAGACGCAGAGAGGAGUUAACCAAAAUGACGGGGUUGAGUCUGGUGAGAAACGGUUCCAGAAAGCAGGUAAGACAAAAACA